Molecule: messenger RNA, 576 nt
Organism: Colletotrichum lupini
Lineage: Eukaryota; Fungi; Ascomycota; Sordariomycetes; Glomerellales; Glomerellaceae
Exons: 1
Coding region: 1-576 (191 amino acids)
Source: RefSeq, a predicted model, not a curated record
AUGGGCGCUCCCGUUGCCAGGCUGGUUGGUGUGUGUGGUUACUGGUGUGUGCGUGACCACGUUCGUUAUGGAGACAGAGGGGAAGAGGAGAUGAAAGGCUAUCUUCAUCUCUAUCUCUGGGCGAAAGGGUGGAACAGUGUACUCCGUAGUUGUGGGGUUAUCAACUUAUCACCCACAGGCUUUCUUCCGGAUGUUGAAGAACUCCGAAAUCAAAAGAUGGAGGUUUCUGCUCAGCGCCUGCGGCAAGAUGCAGAAAUUUUGAAAGGGGAAGUAGAUCAACACACGAUACCCUGUAGUCGCCGACGUGGACUGGGGUGGUAUGGUCCAUCAACGCCCGCAGGCAGUGCUUACUACGUAGAAGUUCGAGUCUUGGAGAUGUAUAGAUCGAUCUUUUAUCGACUCUUUUCGUUGACAGACGUUGAGACGUUGCUGAUGAACCAGCAAGCAUCCAUAUCCUCUCCAAGAACCAACUCUGAGCGGUUUGUGAGGAAGAGAAAUACGACGCAUGGACAACCAAAUAAUCCAAGAGCGGGAAAAGGCUUCUCUUCUGGGGAUGGCCCUGAGAGAUUGGCCUGA